This is a messenger RNA of Aphidius gifuensis, 6923 nucleotides long. RefSeq lists its product as uncharacterized. Bases 53 to 4309 code for a protein of 1418 amino acids. Gene Ontology annotation, biological process: chemical synaptic transmission. NCBI's taxonomy places the organism in Eukaryota, Metazoa, Arthropoda, Insecta, Hymenoptera, Braconidae. Gene Ontology annotation, cellular component: cytoplasm; dendritic spine; plasma membrane. The record is from RefSeq and is a predicted model, not a curated record. Gene Ontology annotation, molecular function: protein binding. The transcript is spliced from 13 exons.
AAAUAACAGCAGGUAAUUACAACAACAACAACAACAACAACAUCAACAGAGUAUGGCGAUUGCCAAGCAAACGUCUUCCAGUUCAUCAUCAUUAGCAUCAGGAAAAAGUGAAGAGGCACCAAACUAUGGAAGCCAUGGUGGUAGUGAUCAUCAAGGACAAUCACAGCAAGAUGACAGUGGAGCUGAAGAAGGUCCUGUCUAUAUUUUAACUUCAGCAAAAGGUGAUAGAAGCUACAAACUUCGUGAUUCCAGAAUUAUUGAAAUUGCUGGUGGUAGAGAAGUUUAUUCACAAAGUCGUGGAAAAGUUGCAUCAAGAAAGCCACGUUUCUUGACAUCCUCAAAAUCUGUGCCUAAUGAUGAUACAAAUUUGACAGAUAAUAAAUUAACUGUCAAAAAAAAUAGUAAAUCACCAAAUCGUCAAAGUGUCUGGGAAUUACGUAGCAGAUGUGGUGAAACAAAAAAACAAAGAUCAAAUCGUGAAGUUACUGAGACAGUAUUUUCAUCAGAAGUACAUUCAGUACGUCGUAAUCCAACAAAAACAAUAAUUGAUCAUGAUACAACAUCAAAAACAACAAAAAAUAAUAAUCGUAUAUUAAAUUAUGAUUCAUUAUUAAAUUGUAAUAAUGUAGAAUAUAAUAUACCAAAGAAUUUAACUGAUAUGGAUUAUGGUUUACCAAAAAAUUGUUUAGAUUAUCAAUCAAAUAAUACAACACCAGCUAAAAGUAUGGCAAUUGUUAGUGAUGGUGAAGUUGUUGUAUUUGAUGAUAUUGAUGAUAAUUGGCAAAAUUUAAGAGAAAGACUUGAUAUUAAUACAACAAAUACAACAAAAAUUAAUACAACAGAUAAAGAUGAUAAUCAACAACGUAGAAUUAUACAAGAACCACUUGGUUCAAGUGUUGGUAGUUCACCAAGUCCAACAUCAUUUACUAGAACAACUUCAGACUUUUUUAAGGUAAUGACACCAGCAAGUGAUGGUAAUUCACCAUCACCAGAAAGAAAUCACAAAGUUCAACGAAUAAUUGGUGAAUUACCAAUUGCUCAAUACUCUGGAAGUCCUCGUCGUUAUGGUGUACGUGAAAAUUCAAGAUUACCAAGUUUAUUAUCAUCACCAUCAUCAGUAUACAUGACACCAAGACCAGGUUUUCCACAGCGAAUAUUACCAACAACACCAAAUAAAAAAGAAUAUGAACAAUCAUCACCAACUGAAGAAAUUAUAACAACAACAACUACAACAACAUCUGUACCUAUGACAACAACAAUAACACCACCUCAAUCACCAUCACCAACGCCAUCAUCAUCAUCUCCAUCAUUAUCAUCAUCUCCUUUACCACCACAAUUACAACUACCAACAACAGAAAUACUUGUUGAAACAUCAAGUCCAACAAUUGAAAAAUUAAAUAAUCUAAUUGUAACACCACAAGUUAUUGAAGAUAAUCAAAUUAAUAAUGAUUCUAUUUCACCUGUACCAGAACCAGAUGAUGAGGAUGAUGAUGAUGAUGACCAUGACAAUGACGAUGAUGAUCAUGAUGAUGAUGACGAUGAUAGAGAUUUUUUAAAAUCAUCAUUUCUUAAUACAGAUAAUUUAUCAAGUCUUGUUACACCUGGUGGUAGUACAUUUGAUUAUUUAUAUGAAUUUUCGGAAACACGAAAAGUACUUGAAGAAUUUUUUAAAUGUCCAGCACCAAAUGAAGAAAAAGAAAAUAACGGUGAAGCAUUUCCAUUUCAGGACUUGGAUUAUGAACUUCGUCGACAAAGUGGUAGUUCAUAUGUUGGACAACGUUUAGCAAGUGGUUUACCAGGUGCUGAAGAAGUUAUGGUACAUGAAUCACCAAAAAAACAAAGAUCAGAUUAUCCACAAUCAACAACUGAGCAUGAAAAUAAUUUUCUAGACUUAUCAGUUGGUACUGGAAGUAGUGAAGAUUUAGGUGAAACAGAAGUUGGUUUACAAGUUGGUCAUUCACGUAAUUUUACACUAAGUCCAGAAACAACUGAUUGUGAUAGUAAUUGUGGUGAUUUAGAUAGUGAAAUGUCAUUAAUGAUGAUGGAUAAUGAAUUAAUACCAGCAAGUGGUUUACUUGGUUCAAUUGGUGAUCUUGGUAAUAAUUCUGAUUCAUUAAGAAUAUAUACAAGUAUGCCAGUAUUAGAAGAUGGUUUAUCAAGUGGUCAUGCUAGUGAUAAUGACAAUAAUAAUCCAACAGUUAUGUUAAUGAAACGUCAAAUAAAUGAAAUUGAAAAAGAAAUAAUACAAAGAACAAGAAAUGAUAAUAUAUUAGUUACAUCAACAACAACAACAACAAAUGAUAAUAAUAAUGAUAAUAAUAUUAAUAAAGAUAUUAAUUUAUCAAUAACAAAAGAUAUAUUACAAACAUUAAAUUCAUCAUCACCAGAUUUAUUUUUAACUCAAAAAGAUCAUUCAUAUGAUGAUAAUGGAAUUAAUUUAGAUGGUUUAGAUUUAUUAGUAACACCACCACCACCAGCACCACAAGGUAGACAAACAACAAUUAAUGUUGAAGUUGGUGGUGAAGUUGAAGCUGCUAUUAAAGAUAUUAGAAUGGCAUUACAAAAAACUAAAACAUUACCAGUUAAAUUAUCAAGUGAUGAGCUACCAGAUCAAAGUGUUAGUCCAAUAUGGAUACCAAGUAUGUUGGAUGGUAGACAGAGAAUUUCAACUGAAAAUUGUAAUGAAGAUUCUGAAUUACGUCGUGGUGAUGAAGAUAAUGAGGUUGAAGUUGAAGAAGUUAUUGAUGAAGAAGAAGCUGAUACUGAUCUUGAGACUGAUCGACUAUUGGGACAACAAAGAACUGAUGAUCAAGGAUUUUAUGAUGACAAGGGAUGGCGAAAGCCAAAAUCUCGGACAAUGCUACCGUCAAUGAGUACAAAAGUUGUAACACCAAAACAAACCCCACCAAAAACAUUGAGUGUUAUUCCAUUAGAAACACUAUCACCAUGUGAUCCUUUACCCUCAACAUCAUCAUCAAUAUCCCCAUCACCAAUUGUCACUAGUGUUGUACAAUCAACAACGUCCGAACGCGAUCCAACAUCACCCAUGAAAAAUUCAACAUCAAGUCCCCAGAAGACCCCGGUUAAAAAUUCUCCCUCGCCCACACAGAGCCUCAAGGAAUCCAGUGGAAAGGUGAAAAAGGAUAAAGAAGGCAAAAAAAAGAGCAGAAAUAAAGAAGGAUUAUUGGAUGAUCCAUCAGUGCUCAUUGAAGGUGUGCUAUUUCGUGCAAGAUAUCUUGGUUCAACACAACUUGUUUGUGAGGGACAACCCACUAAAUCCACCAGGAUGUGUCAAGCUGAAGAAGCUGUAUCCAGGAUAAAGGCAUUGGCACCUGAUGGUGAAACUCAACCAAGUACUGAAGUUGAUUUAUUUAUAUCAACUGAAAAAAUAAUGGUAUUAAAUACAGAUCUUAAAGAAAUAAUGAUGGAUCAUGCAUUAAGAACAAUAUCAUAUAUUGCUGAUAUUGGUGAUUUAGUUGUAUUAAUGGCACGUAGAAGAUUUGUACCACAUGAAAUGGAAGAAGCACCAAAAAUAAAUCGUACACCUAAAAUGAUAUGUCAUGUAUUUGAAAGUGAAGAAGCACAAUUUAUUGCUCAAAGUAUUGGACAAGCAUUUCAAGUUGCAUAUAUGGAAUUUUUAAAAGCAAAUGGUAUUGAAGAUCAUAGUUUUGUUAAAGAAAUGGAUUAUCAAGAAGUACUAAAUUCACAAGAAAUAUUUGGUGAUGAAUUACAAAUGUUUGCUAAAAAAGAAAUGCAAAAAGAGGUUGUUGUACCAAAAGCAAAAGGUGAAAUACUUGGUGUUGUUAUUGUUGAAUCUGGAUGGGGUUCAAUGCUACCAACAGUUGUCAUUGCAAAUUUAGCACCAGCUGGUGCUGCAGCACGUUGUGGUCAAUUAAAUAUUGGUGAUCAAAUAAUUGCAAUAAAUGGUGUAUCAUUAGUUGGUUUACCAUUAUCAACGUGUCAAACAUAUAUUAAAAAUUCUAAAAAUCAAACAGUUGUUAAAUUAACAGUUGUACCAUGUGCACCAGUUGUUGAAGUUAAAAUUAAACGUCCUGAUACAAAAUAUCAGUUAGGUUUUAGUGUACAAAAUGGUGUUAUAUGUAGUUUACUUAGAGGUGGUAUUGCUGAACGUGGUGGUGUACGUGUUGGUCAUAGAAUUAUCGAAAUAAACAAUCAAAGUGUUGUGGCAGUGCCACAUGAAAAGAUUGUUAAUCUUUUAGCAACGUCAGUUGGUGAGAUAUUGAUGAAAACUAUGCCAACGUCAAUGUUUAGACUACUUACAGGCCAAGAAUCACCAGUGUACAUAUAAAAUAAUUUAUUGUUAUUAUUAAAUGAUAAAUAUUUAAAAAAAUAAUAAUAAUUAAAUAUGGCUACGUAGUGAACAGACAAUACAACCGCGAUCCACUCGUAACUCCUCCAUCAACCCCAAGUAAAUAAAUAAAUUGAAGGUUUGUUUAAAGCUAAGAUAAAUAAAUUUAAUUUUUAAUUAUAAAUAAAAAAAAUAAAGAGCACUUGCCGAGGUCCAGGAAUUACUGGGAGGAAUCUUGCUUAACUAGUUAAUAAUAAAAUAUAUAAAAAAUUAUUUAAAAGCCGAGUAAAUGUUAUAUAAGUAAUUAAUCUGAGCAUAAUUUAUGUAACAAUAUUAUUCAUAGUUAAAAAAAAAAUUUAUAUUAUUAUGUAUAAAUUAUGCAUUUAAUCAGGUAAAUGCUAAAAUUUUCUACGGCUAAAUUGUUUGUUUUUUUCUUCUUUUUUUUAUUGGAAAAAUAAUAAUUUUAGUAUAAAUUUUGUUGCAUGAUAAACUUGUGAGGCUAGUUAUAAUAUAAUUAAAUUGGUUCGUCAUCUUGAUACUCGAUAAUUGAAAGAUGAUUAAAAGUCAAAAGUUUUUGCCUCAUUUAACGCUGGAAUUAAACUUUAUAUUAAAAAUUAAAUAUGAGAUAAAUACUGUAGAGAGUUGUGUUUUAAAAAAAAAUAAUUAUUAAAUAAAUAUAUAAAAUAAUAAGCCAAGGAAGAUGAUAGAUAAUAAUAAUGCACACAAUUAUAUAUAGCACAAAGCUCAUUACGAAUUUAUACAUUUUGAGCAGGGCUGAUAAUUUAAAAUGAAAAAAAAAAAAACAAUUGUAUAUUACGUAAUUUAGAUGGGAAGAAAAAAAAACAAAAAGAAAAAAAUUAUGUACUAAUUAAUUUAUAAAUGAAUCUAUAUUUCCUGAGACCUCAAAUCAUGACCUUAAAAAAAACAAAUAAAUAAAACACGUACUCAAAGUCUAUACACAUUCCUUAAUGAAAUUUCUGUAAAAAAAAAUAAAAAAAAAUAUUAAUUUAAAAAGAAAUACUGCUUUAAAUAAAUAAAUAAAAAUCAUGUGGUGCCCACGUUAAUAAUUUUUACUGAAAAUAAUAUUUAAAAAAUAAUUAUAAUCAUGAUUAAUAAAUAAUAACAGAGACAACUGAUUAAAUUGUUAACAAUAAAUAUUGAGUUUAUAAGCUUCGUGAAAAACAGAGUGAUAUUUAUACAGAGGAGUACACCAAAAAUAUUAUUUAAUUACUUUUUUUUAAGUAUUAAAUAUUUUAAUUUUUUUUCAUUAUUUAAUGUUUUUUUUAAUUAAAAAUUAUCAUGACAAUUAGCUUCAAUUUUGUGUAAGCUUCUAAAUAAUUAACUGAAAAAUUUAAUAAAAAAAAAAAAAAAAAAAAAAAAUCAGCCUUAUUAAAUAAAAUUUAAAUAAAUAAAUUGUUACUGUUUUAGAUUUCUCACCCAAAUAAUAAUUGUAAAAAAAAUGAGACAAAAUUAAAUUUAAUUGUAUUUUUAUUUAACAUUUAAUUACACACUCGACAGACUGAUACUGAAAAAAUAAAUAAUCAAAGCUCUACUAAAGUAAAAAGAAAAAAGAACAUAAAAGAAAAAAAAAAUAUAUCGAUAUUAUAUAUUUGAAAAAAAAAAAAUAUAAAAAGUGGAAAUAAACACUUUGGUGGUGCUCUUUCAAGUAGUACUAAAAAUACAUCACUGUAGUUUAAGUUUUGUUAUCAAUGAUGAUAAAAAAAAAAAAAAAGAAAAUGUCGACAUUUUUAAUUCGCACAUUCCGUAAAAAUUUAUUCGCUUUUUUGAUGAUAUCUGGUGAAAAUAUACACAAAAGCACAAGCAGGAUUUAAUAACUAAAAAAAAUGAAAAAUAAUUAAUAAAAUAAAUCAUGUAUACAAUGAAAAAUUAAAAACGAAAAAAAAAACGCUGAAUUCAAUGCAUUUGACAUGAAAAGAAAAUUGUGUUUGAUUAAAAAAAAUAAAAGUGGUAUUUAAUUAAAAUCGGGAUCAAACGAAUGUUAAAUUAAUAGAUGGUUUUAACAAAUAUUAUUAAAUAAUAAUAUAACACACUCUAGUCAGCUAAGAAAAUAAAGCAAAAUAAUAAAUGAAAUUUAAAAAUACUCAAAUUGUUAAACCAUCUAAAAAAUAAUAUAUAUAAUUGCGAAGAAAAUAAAUAAAUGCUUUGUUGUAUUAUUGAGUGCAUCGAGACCUGCUUGAUAAAUAAUUAUAAUAAUAUUUAACCAGACGUAUGAUUAAUCCUCUUUAUUGUAAAUCAUUUUUUUUAUUUUAAACUGUCGACAUAUGAGUGUUGAAAAUUUAAAUCUCGAUAAAAAAUUCAUCAAAUAUUUCCAAAAUAAUUUCAUCAUCACAAUUCAUUCAUGUAUAAAUAAUAAUUUUUAAAUACAAUCCUCUUGAUAUCCCCAUAUUUUGUGUGAAAUAAUUAUCUAUAAAUAAAAAAAAAACAGAAAAUAAAUAAAAAAUAAUAAAAAUAAAAAAAAAUCAACAUCGGCUGUUUAUAAUAUUGUUAGAAUUAAAAUUAAUAAUCAACAAUAUCUGCAACACUUGCUGAUGGGAAUUGUGACAAAAAAAAAAAAAAAGAAAAACAAAUUAGUUUUUUUUUUUUUUAGAACUGU